Messenger RNA from Daphnia pulicaria, 3231 nucleotides. RefSeq names its product vascular endothelial growth factor receptor kdr-like. NCBI's taxonomy places the organism in Eukaryota, Metazoa, Arthropoda, Branchiopoda, Diplostraca, Daphniidae. The record is from RefSeq and is a predicted model, not a curated record. Gene Ontology annotation, cellular component: signaling receptor complex. Gene Ontology annotation, biological process: multicellular organism development; positive regulation of kinase activity; cell surface receptor protein tyrosine kinase signaling pathway. Gene Ontology annotation, molecular function: ATP binding; transmembrane receptor protein tyrosine kinase activity. The transcript is spliced from 16 exons. Bases 89 to 2821 code for a protein of 910 amino acids.
UAGUUGACGUUUGAAAUUUAAACUAUUGGAAAUGCGAAAUGCUUCGGUGGUGUUUUGUUUUUAGACCUGGGUGCAAUUACAAUUAAGAAUGUGUUUUAUUUCAAAGAGAUCGGAAAUUCUGCUGCCAAGACUUAUAUUUCUUUUGUUAGCAAAUCAUAUCGUACAAACUAACCAAGACGAAAUAUUUCAUAACGUGGGAAUGGCUGAACAAGUGACUGAAGCCGACUCAGUCCUAGUACUCACUUGCAUCGAAGUGUUAAACCUAUCAGAUGGUGAAAUCAAAUGGGCAGUUCCUCGAAUAACAAAAUAUAAGGAAAAAACGAAGAAACGCCUUCACGAAAUAACUGUUACCAAUGAAACGCAUCUGAUCUCGACUAUGACUUUAAAAAACACCGAGCCCACUGACACGGGCAUUUACAAAUGUCGUGGGAAAAGCAAAGAAGAAACUCGCUAUGUUUAUGUUUCCAGUCACGUAAAAAUUGUUUUCAUGGACUAUCUUGAUAGUACGUACGCGCCAAAUUUCAAGGCUAAUCCAGGGGAAUCUAUUCAGUUUCCUUUCAAGACAACUCAUCCCAACGUCAGCAUCUCCGUUUUCCAGCAAACAACAGAAAUAGGAGUCCAUCCCCGAAAUGAAUUCUUUGAGAUUUGGAAUUCCUCAUCCCCGCUUGAAAAUCCAAGAUGGUCAUUCAACUCUAAAUUCGGACUGACGUUGGCGAACGCAACCAUUUUUGACACUGCCAACUAUUAUUUUGUUGGCUCAAUGCCCUUUGCUAACGGAAAACGCGUGAACAUUAAACAUAACGAGGAAACUAGAGAAUUCCUUAGGUGGUCCUUCCCAGUGGAUAAACUCAAAGCUAAUCAUGAAGUAUCGUCGCGCGUUCCUCUAAUUGUAGAAGGAAUAGAACUGGAAAAAGUUGGAGCACCUGGCGAUCCAGUGGAAGGAUCGAACGUCAUUUUCAUUUGUACCACUUCUUCGUUUAACUUCAAUCUUUUACCUUUUCCACCGAAAUGGACUAUUAUCGAUCACACCUCUCAAAGCAUUGACCUGUUACCUGAAAAGAGAUUUUCUGAUACAACGCACAUCUCUUUGGAGCGAACAAACAAAGAUAUUGAAAUAAAGACGGAACGAAAAUGGACAAAGUUAAACUUCUACAAGAGCAAACUGUCCUUGCAAAACGUAACUCUAAAUACCCCCUACAAAAGAUUGGAAUGUGAAAACAACAAUCGAACAAAAGAGUUUACUUUGACAAUUAAAGAAAUCAACAACUACCCAGUGGCUAAUCCUAUAGCGCUAAAAAAAGGAAUCAUCCAGAAUUUGACCUGCAACCGAUUAUCGGAAAAUUUUGCCAUUCAGUGGUUCAAGGAUGGCGAGCAAUACUUGGACACGGUUCACGAAAAUAAAACCGCGUCUGUUUUGCAAUUACAAGGGAAAACAAAUGAAUUGGGAAUCUACGAAUGCCGAUGGAAUAACAGCAGAGGAGAGGCAAGACACAGAAACUUCUUUGUCAGCCUCUCCUUCGUCGAAGAAACUAAUGAGAUUACCAUAAUUGUAACAGCAAAUUUUGUGGUAAUACUUGCUGUUGGAAUGGGACUCGGCAUCAAAUUUUAUCUCGGCAAGAAAAAAUUGGAAAAUGAACUUCAAAAAAUACUAAUUGGAAAUCCAUCAAGAAUCGAUCCGGAUGAGCCAGUGGAAUAUCAAGUAGAAUUCCUACCCUACGAUAAGAAAUGGGAAUUCCCAAGGAGAAGACUCAGACUCGGUCAAGAACUCGGAUCGGGGAGCUUUGGUCGAGUUGUCCAAGCCGAGGCCGUUGGUAUAAAAGACUCUGAUGAAACUGUCACAACAGUGGCCGUUAAAAUGAUCAAACCUUCGGCUAAAUCUCAAGACGCUUUGGACGCUCUUAUAAGGGAAUUAAAAAUUAUGAUUUAUUUGGGAGGGCACUUAAAUGUCGUAAAUUUAAUGGGGGCCUGCACUAAAACGGCAGUAAAAGAAAAAGUUCUGGUCAUAAUCGAUUUCUGCCGAUUUGGUGAUGUAAAAUCUUAUUUGAUCAAACGCCGGGCCAAAUUCGUCAACCAAUUGAACGCUCUCGGCAACAUGGUACGUGAGACCGAAACGGUGGAAAUCGACACACUCGCAAAUCCAAGUGAUUUGACAGAAAACCAUGUGGCUGUUGCAGUGGAAUCGGCUGAUCAUUUUUCAGAAUUUCAACUUGACGAUCCGGCGCAAGCUGAUAGUAGACUAGAAGAGUACAGUCGGAAAUACAGAAAAGAUGCGGAUCAUGUCACUAUGAAUCAAAUAAUAAAAACGAGCGACUUAAUUUCCUGGUCAUUACAAAUUGCUCGAGGGAUGGAAUUCUUGGCCAGCAAAAAGGUUCUGCACGGAGAUUUGGCCGCCCGCAAUGUUCUUUUGGCCGAUCACGGAGUCGUUAAAGUGGCCGAUUUCGGAUUGGCAAGGCAAAUGAAGGAUUAUGAUUACAAGAAAAAGGAAGAGGAGUUAUUGCCAAUUAAGUGGAUGGCCAUCGAAUCCCUGACGGAUAAAAUUUUUUCCAGCCAAUCGGAUGUCUGGUCUUACGGGAUAGUUUUGUGGGAAAUCUUUUCCCUCGGCCAAGUCCCAUAUCCCGGAAUGGGUAAUGGCUGUGAAUUUCAAGAAAGAAUUCAAAAUGGAUACCGAAUGGAAAAACCCGAAUAUUCACCCAAUUUCUUGGGGGAAAUUAUGAAAAUCUGUUGGAAAUCAGAGCCAAAAGAGAGGCCGACUUUCUUCCAACUUGAAGAGAUGAUCAAAAAUUACAUCGAGUCAAUUUUUAUCAUCGAUUAUUCGAAUUGAACCACAAAGGCCAUUCUGUUAACAGUUGCUGGUUCAAUGAUUUGAAAUUACUGUCUUCAGAAAGAAUAACGAAGACUUAAGUACAAGAAGAAUUGAAACGUUGAAAUCAAAAAUUGCUUAAAGAAAGGUGUACGAGUGUUUUGCCCAAUUUAGCUAUCGCUGUCUGAUAAGAAGGGAUUGGACUUUACAGUGCUCUCGUACCGUUAACUGCUUUACUCUACAUCGAAAAUCUUAACCCCCAAAACAAAUCAAAUCAACCGGAAUGACAGAAUAAUCGGUGGAUAGUAGCAGGACCAACAGAAAGGAAAGCAAUUCAACUUAAUUUCUUGCAAUUACUGGAAUUGCAACUGCAACACAAAAACUUGCUUUUCUCAAAUCACAUGAGCUCUGCAAACAGCAAUUUUUUACAA